This is a messenger RNA of Symbiodinium sp. CCMP2592, 3345 nucleotides long. Lineage: Eukaryota; Dinophyceae; Suessiales; Symbiodiniaceae. The record is from the annotation of a GenBank genome assembly.
AUGGAGUGUGGCUGCUUGCGGAUAGUAUUGAACCAUGCAGCGUAUUGCUUUCCGCAGGCCAUCCUCAUGUUUGCCAUCACCAUGCCCAUCGCCCUGCUGGGGCCCUUGGAAGAUGAUCCGGCUCUCGGCCUGGACAACUCCAGCAUCAACUCCAUCCUUGCCCUUGGCACGCUAGCGCGCGCCUUCGGCAAGUUCGUGAAUGGAGUCCUGGUGGACAAAAUUGGCGUGCGACCGUUCCUUUGCGUCGCCUUGCUGCUGGCGUCGGCUGCCUGCGUGGUUUUCGCUUCCUCCGGUGGGGCGGGUAGCCUCGGGGUGGCGGUGGCCACGUUGAACUACUGCUGCUCUGGUGCCUGGCUCACCGGGUGCAAGGUCAUCGAGCGCCGAUUCCGUCGAGAAGACUCGGGUCUGUGCUUCUCCGUGCUGGCCACCUGCUCGCGUUUGGGCUCGGUGCUGACACGGCUCUGCCUCGGCCUGGUGCUACUGCUGCUGCCCUGGCGUCAAAUCGCCUACGGCGCAGCUGUUGUCAUGCUGGCUUCCUGGUUCCUAGUGGUCCAGGUGCUGCUGAAGGGUGACGCAGUCCGCGAAAAGGACGCGGACGGCAAGCCAAAGUUGCAGGUGGAACCGACCACGCCGCGUAUGGCGAAAUCGGGGACGCCCAAGUUUCUCAAGACCGGGCAAAGAACCGGCAAGGUUGAGGCUGCCGAGGUGCCGACACUAUGUCAGGUGCUUUCGAACCGAGGCCUCCAGCUGCAUUGCAUCAUCAUCACCGGCGCCACAUGCCUCAUGUCUUUGGAGAACAUGUGCCCGCUGCUUUUAAAAGAUUUGGCGAACCUCACAAAUGCAGAGGUGAGCAUCCAUGCGGCAAUUUUCCCUGCGGGCGUUCUGCUUGGAGUGCUGACGCUGCCGCAUUUGCAUGCACGAAUUACCAGCCACACAGGAAAGCUGCUUUUCGAGCUCGGCCUGCAGUCCGUGGCGCUGGCGGCGGGAGGAUUUCUUACGUUGCUGGUGAGCUUGCCAGCGAAGACGGUGCGGGUGGAGUUCCUCCUCAGCUGUCUGGUCUGCAUCGCUCUGGGCUUGUCUUUCAACUACUACAUCAAGCCUGGCAUGCACACCUUGGAGUUCGGGGAGAGCUGUGCCACAGCUUCCUCCAUGAUGGACACCGUGGGAUAUUUUGCCACGGUGGCCUUCCAGUUCUCGACAUCUGCUCUGUUUCGGAACGGAGGAUGGUUCCAAGAACUGGGUGGGCCUUGGGUACACAUCGCCGCAGCUUUGGUGGGCUGGGUGCUCGUCAUGAACGUGGGCACGGUUGCCCUCUUCCUGGAACGCUACCCGGGCUCUCCGCCAAAGUGGCGGGACCUGCGGGAACAGUUCUGUGGUCGAGCCAUUCGAAUCGGACUGCUCCUUCUGGGUGGCAGCUCCUUCGUCUUCUUGGUGGUUCCUGGACUGCCGCAGAAGUUCGACGGGAGGGAAGCGAUUUCUGCUGCGGCCGCGGUUUGGGGCUCCCUGGCUUGUAGGAGGCGCGGCUGCGGCUGGCAGCGCGCUUCCCGCCACGCGACAGAAGACUGCCAGGAGCUCAGCGUGACGGAUGCUCUCUUGCAGAUGCCAGCAGAGUUAGCUGCAUUUAGGGCAGCUUUGGCGCGAAGCUGCGACAAACCGGCGGAUGUGGAGGCCGCGGUUGACGGUCUGAGUGAGUGGCGCUCCUCUUUAGUUCGGGGGCAGGUGCCCGAAGACAGCAAGCAUACCUGGCCUCCCGAGCCACUUCGCAGACAGCUCUUGAUGGGUAUUCAGGACAUCGAUCUUCCGACGCUGUUGUCUGAGCAGCCCGAGCUGGUCGACACGGUUCUGCUGAACGUCCUGCAAGCUGUGGAGACUUUUCAGAAGGCGGUGAAAGCUUCUGAAAGCGACGGGGAUUCGCAAUCAAACAGCAGCCCCUUCCUGUGGUCCUUCCUUUCCAGUGCCAGCACGGCAGAAGAGUCCGGAGACGGCUCUGAUGCCGAGCCAUCAGAUUCUGGGCUCCCAGAAGCUGCAGCUGCAGAGGUCAGCGCAAGGUCCAUCUCAGAUACCGACUCCGGUGAGGAGGACGCCGCGAAAGAUGGCGAAGUCGAGAACUUGCAGAGCAUCCAGGAGGACCAGGAGGGGCAAAGUGCCGAUGGCUCGCAGCAGCAGCUCGAGGCAGAUGGAGAGGGGGAGGGCAGUGGGUCGGAGGAGUCGCUGGCAGAGCAGCUGACGCGUCAGUUUGUGGAGACCUGGCGGGAGCUGGCGGCAGAGGCCGCGAAGCCUCGCUUGCAGUCCUGGGCGCCCUCGGAUUCCGAGGAGGGCUCGGAGUCCGCUUCGAAAGAGUCCUUCGCCGCAUGCACCGGCACGGAGCCGGGCACUGUGUCCGAGCCCGUGGGCUGGGAGCACCUCCUGGUGCUCAGGAAGAUGCUGGGCCGACUUCCUGAGUUGAAGAGCCUCGUGAAGAGGAUGGGUCGGCGCAGCGGCCUCAACGCCUCCCUGCGCUUCGACCGGGCCCAGCGUGCGAAGUCGAAAGAGGCCGAGGGCGUCGUGCGCUCCGACCGCAGCCCCUUCGAGACCUCGGGCAUCACUCGCUCCGAUGGCAGCCUGCUUUUGCUGCCCAGCGAGCUCUCCCUCCUGGCCUACGCGAACGCCCAGCCGCCGCGGCAAAGCUCCGCGGGCGCCCGGGCGCUCUUCCGCCUCAGGCGCGCUGAGGCAGCCCUGCUCAGCUACGAGCGCAGCGCUUGGGUCGAGGAGGAGGCGGAGACGCUGAAGUGGAGGGAGUUCCGCCCGGCCCAGGAGAGGGGACCCCUGAUCUGCUGCGUGGACACCUCUCGGAGCAUGGCGGGAAGGAGAGAGGCGAUUGCCAAGGCAGCCGUGCUGGAAGUCUUGAUGCUCGCUGAAGCCGAGAGGCGUCCCUGCUACCUCUACUUCUUCUCAGGCCCAGAUGACCUUGAAGAGCUGGAAGUCCCACUGGCACCCAUUCCGGCGCCAGCUUGGCAGGAUGUUCUCGCGUUCCUGAGCAGAUCUUUCGGUGGCGGGACAGACCUGGAGACGCCCCUGGCUGCCAGUGCGCGGCGGCUGCGAGACGAGUGGCGCACGGCUGACAUCUUGCUCGUCACCGAUGGUGAGGUGGAGGCACCUUCCCCUCCUCUGCUGGAAGAGCUUCAGCUGUUGCGCGAAGAUGGCCUGCGGGUCUUUGGCCUCACGGUUGCUGAACCCGGCCAGGAAGAGUCUGCUGGGAUGGCGACUUUGGCCGAGGUCUGCGACGAGGUUCAUCGUUUCGAAGCUCUUGGCCGAGUUCCCUUGCGGUGGAGACCCUCAAAGAAGAGUGACCAAGCUGCAGGGUGA